This is a messenger RNA of Trematomus bernacchii (emerald rockcod), 4918 nucleotides long. Its product is annotated as catenin delta-1-like. The record is from RefSeq and is a predicted model, not a curated record. The transcript has 22 exons. Gene Ontology annotation, molecular function: cadherin binding. Lineage: Eukaryota; Metazoa; Chordata; Actinopteri; Perciformes; Nototheniidae. Gene Ontology annotation, biological process: cell-cell junction assembly; cell-cell adhesion. Bases 427 to 3177 code for a protein of 916 amino acids. Gene Ontology annotation, cellular component: adherens junction; cytoplasm; nucleus.
GUCUUUUAUAUUCACAUGCUUGCUCAUGCAAGUUCGUGUGAGCGUUAUCUAUAUUCCCAGUAUACUGAAUAACUGCGCCCUUCUGGAAACGUGUGACAAACACCUGUAUGAGAAGAGGAAUUCUACUUGCGCCGUAUUUACGGUAAAGCCGAUUGUUGAUCCCGCCCUCUCUUUGAUAGAAAACUCGGCGAUGUCGCUUCGUCUUUAAAGAGCUUGACCCAGAACCCAGGGAAGGAGGGGAAAAAACACAAAAAACGGAAUAGUCUGUAAGGGGUCCGCAGAGGUUUUCCACAAGCAAGUCCAUUCCUCCUGUUUCUGGGCUUGGUGGUUCGUUGACCAUCUACUCAUGAGCAACUAGAGCUCAACCUCUGACCUUGGUGUGAUCUCUCACCUCUACUACCAAACCACGCCCAAGGUGAAGUGUGUAUGGAGCAGUGUGAGAGCGCAGCGGCUCUGCUGGAGUCGGUCAGGGAGCAGGAGGUGCAGUUUGAACAGCUGACCCGGGCGCUGGAGGAUGAGAGGAGGAGAGUGGGCCUCCCCGCCACCAGCCCCUCGACCCUGGGUCGCCCCCUCCCUCACACACAGAACGGGCGUUUAGGUGAUGCAGACAUAGAACGACUCAAACUGAUUGACUCGUACAUAAACGGCACACAGUACAGAAUGGUGGACCCUGCACACGGCGCGCUCGACGAGAGCUACACACCAGAAGACGACUCACAGGAAGUGCACUCAGUCUUUUCUGACGAGGGAACCACACGGCGGCAGGAUAAUGGCAUGAAGAAGCCAAUCUCACGCACAGUCCUGCCCUCUGACUCCAUGUCGAUUGACGGGGGCUUGUCGGUGUCUGGGAUGGGGGGUUACAGCGCCACACUGGACCGCUCCUACAGGCAGGCUGUCCCGUCAGACUACCCCACGGCCACAGUGCCCAGAAACUACCACUACGCCCCUGUAGGGGGAUAUGACGACUACCGGGGGGGCCCGCCAUCAGAGGCAUACACCAGCCUGAGCAGGGGCUCGCACAUGGACGAGCGCUACAGGCCAGUUGACGGCUACCGGACCCUGGACUCAGGCUACCGGGCCCCCAGCCGCCAGCAGCUGGACCCGUACGCAGCGCAGCCCCAGGUGAGCCGGGGGAUGAGGGCCCUGGGCUCGGCGCUGGAGGUGCGAUACGGCCACGGCCACUACGGCCUGGAGGACGACCAGCGCAGCGUGGGAUAUGAUGACUACGGCAUGGGGCCCCCACCCAUGCACCCCGGGGGCUACGGCACCAUGCCAGGCCUGGGUCGCGGCCCCGCUGCUAUGGACAGAAGAAGACUGAGGAGCUGUGAGGAUACUUUGGACGGUGACGUCGUUGGAGUUGACCCCUAUGCCUGGGGCGUUCCCAUGACGAUGGAGAGGGGCAGCAUGGCUUCACUGGACAGCACGCUGAGGAAGGGUCCGCCUGGUACAUGGAGACAGCCGGAGCUGCCGGAGGUCAUCGCCAUGUUGAACUUCCGCCUGGACCCCGUCAAGAUCAACGCUGCCGCAUUCCUGCAGCACCUCACAUUCAAAAAUGAUAAGGUUAAGUCAGAGGUGCGGCGCCUGAAGGGCAUCCCAUCCUUGGUGUCGCUGCUCGAUCACCCCACUAAGGAUGUGCACCACUCGGCCUGUGGAGCACUAAAGAACAUUUCAUUUGGGAGGGACCAAGAGAACAAGAUCGCCAUCAAGAACUGCGAUGGAGUGCCCGCUCUGGUCCGGUUACUGAGGAAAACCCACGACCAGGACCUCACUGACACUAUCACAGGCACAUUGUGGAACCUCUCGUCCCACGACUCGGUAAAGAUGGAGAUCGUGGACCACGCCCUGCACGCCCUCGCCGACGAGGUGGUCGUUCCUCACUCCGGCUGGGAGCGAGCGAGCCACGGUGGGGAGGAGAGCUGCAAGCCUCGCCAUCUGGAGUGGGAGACCGCCCUGACCAACACUGCCGGCUGCCUUAGGAAUGUGAGUUCAGAACGCAGCGAGGCCCGGCGAAAAUUGCGGGAAUGCACAGGAUUGGUGGAUUCUCUUAUGUAUGUUGUCCAGUCACAGAUAAACCGCAAAGAUGUGGAUAACAAGUUGGUGGAGAACUGUGUCUGCCUCCUGAGGAAUCUUUCCUACCACGUUCAUCGUGAAGUUCCUGGCUGCGAACGUUACGCUGAGACCGCGCCCGUUAACCAGGGGCCGGUCCCUGCCAACAAAGGGGGCUGCUUCGGCUCUCGAAAGGGCAAAGAUGAGUGGUUUUCAAAAGCAGGAAAGAAGGAUGGAGAUGAUGGGAGCGGAGAUGUGGUCGACAUUCCAAAGAGGACAACACCUGCCAAAGGUUACGAGCUGUUGUAUCAACCAGAGGUGGUCCGUGUUUACACAUCGCUGCUCAGAGAGAGCAAGAACCCCUCGGUGCUCGAGGCUGCUGCUGGGGCCAUCCAGAACCUGUGUGCCGGCCGGUGGACUUAUGGUCGCUACAUCAGGGCCACAGUGCGUCUGGAGAAGGGUCUCCCCAUGAUAGCGGAGCUGCUGGCUCAUGGCAACGACCGCGUGGUGCGGGCAAUGUCCGGAGCUCUGAGGAACCUCUCCAUCGACAACCGCAACUGCCAACUGCUCGGUUUGCACGCCGUGCCUCACCUCGUGGCCAACCUGCCCGGAGGCCAGAGUCAGUCGGGGCGAACUCUAUCGGAGGAGACGGUGGUGUCUGUACUGAGCACGCUCACUGAGGUGCUAGGCAACAGUGUGGAUGCAGCAAAGACUCUCCGAACCUCACAGGGCAUCGAGAGGCUGGUGCUCAUCAACAAGGACGGAAAGCGCUCGGAGCGGGAGGUGCGGGGGGCUGGCCAGGUGCUGCAGCUCGUCUGGGCACACAAGGAGCUCCGCAAGCCUCUGGAGAAGGACGGCUGGAAGAAGACUGACUUCAUGGUCAACCUCAGCGCCACCAACGGGCCGAGCACCCGGGCCAACGGCACCUAUGAAGACAGCACCAUGCCACUGCUGGACAGAGGAGAAAAGAGGGACAUGAUUCCUCUAAAUGACCUCGGCCCUGAGGCGUACUCUACACUGGACCAGAGGGAGAGGAGACACACUCUGGAUGAAACCACAGACACUUUACCGCGAGGGGUGUAUGGGGGCAGAAAGGGGUCCUUGCCCCUGUUGGACUCCUACGAUGGUUAGCCCUCCCACCUCCCCUCUACCCCCUCUGCAUGUAACAGCAUGAAAAAUUGAUAGUGUGCAUCACCCAGACGGGGCCGUCCCUGCCCUACCACUGCUACUGAAGAGAGAAGAUCCAGAUGCACAGUCUCUCCCUCUCGUCUCCCCCCCCCUCCCCUCUUCUCUUUCUCUAUCACCACACAGAUGGGAUCAGAAUAUAAGGGUUGGCAUCCAAAGAAAAGUGGCCGUGUUGCAGGCAAAACGUUUCAUGCAACACACCGUACAGAACCAUACAACUACUUUUUACAAACACAUUCAAUUGUAGCAGCAGAAGUAUAUGACAUUUUAAAUUAUAAUUCUCCUGUAAAGGCAAUCACCUUUGUUGACAAUCAUUUAAUUUCGGUGUUGUCCUCUUGCUUGUUUUUAUUAUUUUCUUGCUAUCGCCAACAUUUUGGUAAAUGUUGUCCUGCCAACACCCGCAUCCUGAUGAUGACUUUGUACGUAGAGUAAUGUAGGGUAUAUACUGUAUAUAAAAAGAAAAAUGGGAUGACUGCAUUAGUUUUGGCUCAUUAAUUUAAAUCGUCCCUUCACUGGGACCGUUGGGAGCUUUGGGCCGACCUGUAGAUUGAGAAUGUUUAUAGGGAGUUAUUUUCCUGUCUAGAGUUAUUUUCUCUCGGUUGGGAUGAGCACAGGUGUAGACCAGAAAAGGGCAGGUGUGUGUAUAUUUCUCAUACAAUAAGCCUGUGGCCGUGUGUGUGUGCGUGUGUGGAAAUAUGGACCUUGGAGUGAGUGUGUUUUGUGUGCGUGUGCACGGACCAGACCCAUAAGACCAUGUGUUGAUAAUUCAUCUGUUCAUGUUGUCUGUUUUUCAAGGUUUGCUUCUACUCCUGUGACAAAGCUUUGUUUGGUUUAAUGUACCAGCUGACUCUUCAAACCUUCAUUUCCAACUAAAAAUGUACAAUUUUAGCCGCUGUCUUGGAUUUUCAGUCUGGAUUUAGCCGACGAGAGCAGUAAAGACUUGACUCUGAAAUGACAAGCUGGUAACAUCAUAAACCACUAAAACAUUUUUGACAUCCUGCUUCAGAAAACAUUCCUUGCUCUACUGUAAAAUAUUCACGCUAUAGACACAACUUACCAUACCUAGUUUAUUCAUUAUUUAGAAAUGAACAAACGCAUCGGGAGGGUCUCUCUGGAAUAAUGAUUUCCUCUUAACAUUUCAAAGAAACCACUACUUUCUUAUUUGAUCAAUAUAUCUGUUCAUAUUGGCGUUCUUGAUGUGCCAUUUUACAAAAGAAAACACUUAAAUAUGGGACACUAAUCCCUCCAAGGAGACUCAAGUUUUAACAGACAGAUCUGGGAGAUAUACUGAUGUUUAAUUUAAUUAGGGAGGUGGACAAAAGCACAUUUUGGUCUAUAAUCCAUUUGUUUUUACCUUCUUUUUUUUGUAUUUUUUCCACUUUUAUGUCAGGUUUGUUUGUAUUUUAUUUCGGGUUUGUAUGUAUGGGAGUGGUGGGUGAGAGAAUUAUGCAAUGUGUUUUAGUCCCAGUUUCCCCCCUGAGUUCUUGUUAAGGCAAAAUAGACCAAACAUCUUUGUUUUGUUUCGUUUUUUACUCUCCACACACAGUAUAUUUGUAAUGUUGCCUAUCCAUGUAAAAUGAUGAUGUACCAUUCAUACCGGCCUUGGCUCUGAGAAGUUGCUUUUUUCAGUAAAGUAUGUAACUGGUAAUACUGUUGUUUUUAUAAAUAAAGAUCUUUUCUUAGACAA